AAAACAAGCGCACCCAGAGCACAUAAACCCACCCAGAUCAGAAGCAGCGGCUACAGGCGGAGAACAACAAACGCAGUGUUAUUGAAUUACGAAAGAAGCGCAACCACCAGCCAUCAAUUUACCGCUGUGAUGGGGUGGUUAUUAAAAAUUGGACUUCUGUCCCUGAUUAUUAUGUUUCUGCUGAAUUUUGAAUCAACUUGUGCUAAAAAGGGCAGUAGCAGCAGCAGUGGAAAGAAAUCCACAACGUCCAACCGAGGAAGUGGAACCCAAUCAAAGCCAUCAAACUCUCAGCCCGGAAACUACCCUGGACAGCAGAGCCCCAAUCGCAACACCAAUCCAUAUCCUUCUGGAGGGAAUUACCCGUACCCUGGAAGUAAGAAUACUAAUCCAGGUGGGCAUAACAGGCAAAAUCCACCAAGUUAUCCAGGAGCAGGGAGCAACCCAAAUCAGUAUCCAGGAGGGAAUCCUGCAGGAGGUUACCCUGCAGGAGGAUACCCUAAUCAACCAGGAAGAGGAAAUUAUCCAAAUCAGAACCCAGCUGCUGGCGGCUACCCAGCUGCAGGAGGCUACCCUGCAGGCGGAUAUCCUGCAGGCGGAUACCCUAAUCAACCAGGAAGAGGAAAUUAUCCAAAUCAGAACCCAGCUGCUGGCGGCUACCCAGCUGGUGGAUACCCCAACCAAGGCAGAGGAGGGUAUCCUAACCAGUACCCUGCUGGAGGGAAUUAUCCCAAUCAGUACCCAGGUGGUUACGGCGGUGGAUACGGUGGUGGUUACGGCGGUGGAUAUGGUGGUGGAUACGGUGGAGGAGCAAUUGGCGGUUACCCUAACUGGAACCCAAAUAAUAAAAUCCUCAGCCCAAGGUUCGGUGGCGGAGGUUAUGGAUAUGGUGGUUAUGGCAUGGGAGGAUCUCCUUUCUCUCGUUCUGUGCAGGGCAUGGGAAUUCAGCCCAAAUCAACAAGCUUUGCCAAAAAAGCCAUGGUAGCAGCAGGUGUCGGUGCAUUAGCUGGAAUGGCCGUUGGUUAUGGGCUAGGGCGCUUCCCUCGACCACAUUUUGCCUUCCGUAACCCCGAAGAAGAAUACUAUUACAACAACUACAUGUACCGUCGUUAUGGGACCAAGUCAACGGAUGAGAAAGACUAUGGGCGGGACUAUGUCUACAAGCCUCCUCCACGGGCCAAGACCUACGAGAACUACAUGAAUGAGUGCAUGAAUCGCACUGACCUCCUCAAAGACCAAGGCUCAUCCAACAGUGGAGCAACUGAUGAGGAUAACGACACCGUGAGCAUUGAGGAAAUUGGGUACCCAUCCCUGAUCAACCAAGUCAAGUCCCGCCGCUGCGUGGAGGAGUACAUGAAGUACUCUGCACAGUUCAUGGAGGAACGAAAGUUUGAACAGCAACAGCCAAGAGGUAGCGCUCCUAUGAGCAAUGGGGUGGUGCAGCUUUUCACAUCUGGCUUCGUGCUUCUGUCAAGCAUGCUGCUACUGCAGUGAGGAAGAAGAAAAGGAUUCCUUUCAGCCACAUCCCAAAUAGAUUUCCCCUGCUUCCAUUAUAGCUGUAACAGUAACAGCCUGUGUAUCGAAUCUUUACAGUCGAAACGAUAGCUUCUAGAUUGUUACAGUCAAUUUUUCUGCCAAAGUAAAGUAAUCUGGAUUAAGUUUUAAAUACACUGCUUUUCAGAAUAUAUUUAAUUUACUGCAUUUUUGUUUUUAAUCCUUAAUGCUUGGUAAAGAGCAAAGCAGCUGAUGGAAUUGAUGGUAUGAAUUAUUAAUAUUGAAAAUAGAUAUGCUGUAUUGUUUGUCAAAAUCUGUUUGAGUAAAUUCAUUUGUGGAGUGAUUUCUAAAUUAUGUAAUUAGUGUAUUAUACAUCUUUAAGAGGAAUCCUUUUUGACAGAAUAUAUUCACAUUUUAGUUGUUGAGAUUUCCCUUUUCUCCUCUCUUGCAAGACUUUGCUCUUACAUAAGUUUGUGUAUGGAAGAAAAAUGGAGGUCACAGCUGUGAGGAAAUGGUCCAAAUAAACCAACUCUUUGGACUGGAAACACUUGACUGCCCUCCUGAUCCCACUAAAGCCAAAUCAACACUCAAGGGAAUAAAAAAAGCAAUUUUUGCCAAGAGGAGUGUUAUAAAGAAAGAAUACAUACAUAUUCAAUGUAUGUAUGCAUAACAGUGUGAGACGCACUGAGAAAUUAGAAAAUGCAGGUUUUAGUAUAAUUAGCCCUGAUGAUUUUCUGAUCAGUGAAUGCAGCAAAUCUAAAUACCUGGUCAAGCAUUCUUUGAUGUGCAACUUGAUUUUGUGGGAGGAAGUUGGAUGUAUUGAACAGUUUUUGUUUUCUUUGGAAGCCUAUGAUGUUCAUUCCAGCAGCAAAAGAGAGAUUGAAUGGUUGUACUGGUCAUUCACCAUGUUCUACCUUUUUUUUCCUUCUGCUCAGAUGAAUAUAAAAAACACAAAUUGGACAUUUUGACACAGUAAAUGGGUAAAUUGACUUGAAACAAGCAAAUACCCGAGUUAUAAGGCUGCGAGGUUUUACAGCAAAGUGUCUCUCAUGAAAGAUGCCGGAUGUAGAAAUGCUUUCAAGUCUUUACUCAACUUCCAAAUUAGGUUCACAUUCGCAAUAGAGUAAACAUAGUUAGCAUUUACCAGAGCUAAUGGCUAAUAUUAAAUACUAAAGAUGAUUUGAAAAGUCAACUCCACAGUCAUUUUGUCUUUAUUUUAAAAUACGGAAAUCUUGUUUUACAGCAUGUCUUUGCUUCUAAAUCUAGAGAAAAAUCAGCUAAAUUGGUAUCAGUAGAUCAAGGUUUUGCAAAAACUGGAAAGCGGAAAUAAAUUUGUAAUCUGCACGUCUUUAUAAAUUAGCUACAAAUUCAGAACAUAUAGCCUAGAAUUAUGAGAUGUUUCCCCUAUGAAUGUAUGUGUGAACUGUGUGGAAACUGUGUCAACUCUCAUUACAAGUAGUAGUUGAUUUCAAACCCCCUGCACUGCAAAGGUCUGAAGACUUUCUGUAAAAAUGACUUUCUUUCUCAGCUUUAUCCAUCUCAGACAUCUUGUUUGACUUCUGCCAGCUUGCUGUAACUUCCUGUUCUUCAUCUUUUAAGUUUUUGAUAAAAAAAUAAAAAAA
Molecule: messenger RNA, 3113 nt
Organism: Poecilia latipinna (sailfin molly)
Lineage: Eukaryota; Metazoa; Chordata; Actinopteri; Cyprinodontiformes; Poeciliidae
Product: prisilkin-39-like
Exons: 3
Coding region: 130-1491 (453 amino acids)
Biological process (GO): protein homooligomerization
Cellular component (GO): membrane
Source: RefSeq, a predicted model, not a curated record